UAUAUGUCCCCUUUACCUACAUAACAGGCAUUUAACAACUGGUGUAUUCAAUUACCAGUGGUCCUUGAAGGAAAUCACUAGGAGGAAGGAGACAUUGAGUUUGAAGGGAUGAAGGGACAGCACUGAGAAGCAGAGAGAGCUGGGACACGUAGAAACCAGAAAGCCCUCUCUAAGCAAUGGUGGACAUUCCCAGUACCCACACAUAAAGGAUGCAUGGUUGAUAUGUCAGACCUCUCUCCAGAGGAGCAAUGGAGGGUCGAGCACGCACGCAUGCAUGCCAAGCACCGCGGCCACGAAGCCAUGCACGCUGAAAUGGUCCUCAUCCUCAUCGCUACCUUGGUGGUGGCCCAGCUGCUCCUGGUACAGUGGAAACAGAGGCACCCCCGCUCCUACAAUAUGGUGACCCUCUUUCAGAUGUGGGUUGUUCCCCUCUAUUUCACAGUGAAGCUGCACUGGUGGAGGUUCCUAGUGAUCUGGAUCUUGUUCUCUGCCGUCACAGCCUUUGUCACCUUCCGAGCCACCCGAAAACCACUAGUACAGACAACCCCAAGGUUGGUUUAUAAGUGGUUCCUGCUGAUCUAUAAAAUCAGCUAUGCCACUGGCAUCAUUGGCUACAUGGCUGUCAUGUUUACCCUCUUUGGUCUUAACUUGUUAUUCAAGAUCAAACCAGAAGAUGCCAUGGACUUUGGCAUUUCUCUCCUCUUCUAUGGCCUCUACUAUGGUGUUCUUGAGCGGGACUUUGCAGAAAUGUGUGCAGACUACAUGGCAUCUACCAUAGGGUUCUACAGUGAGUCGGGCAUGCCCACCAAACACCUCUCGGACAGUGUGUGUGCCGUGUGUGGGCAGCAGAUCUUUGUGGAUGUCAGUGAAGAGGGCAUCAUCGAGAACACGUAUAGGCUGUCUUGCAAUCAUGUAUUCCACGAGUUCUGUAUCCGUGGCUGGUGCAUUGUGGGAAAGAAGCAGACGUGUCCCUACUGCAAAGAGAAGGUAGACCUCAAGAGGAUGUUCAGCAACCCCUGGGAGAGGCCUCAUGUCAUGUACGGGCAACUGCUGGACUGGCUUCGAUACUUGGUAGCCUGGCAGCCUGUCAUCAUUGGCCUGGUGCAAGGCAUCAACUAUAUCCUGGGCCUGGAAUAGUCAGGAAGAAGAGCAUCCACCCACCAUGGACCUCAGGGCACUCUCCUCCCUGCCCUCCAAGACCUCCUGGGUGGGAAAGACUCAAAGGGGCACUCGGGCCACUCAGGACCCCUCCGGCUGUGUCCGGGCUGGGGAGGGAUAUGAUGGAGAGCCAGCAGGUGGGGCUGUCAGCAGUGGGGGGCUUUUUAAAAGAAAACUAUUUUGAUGAAUAUAUUUAAAAACCUUUUUUAUUGUGGAGCAUAGGAAUUGCCCCAAUUCCUCCAGGCCUCAGCCUCCCUGCUUGAGCAGGGCAGGAGCAGAGCCACAACAUUUUUGGUGUAAAGGAGCCAUCUCUUCUCUGGCUGAGAGCCCCAGCCCACCUCCCCUUCCUUCUGUAUGUGGGGCUUGAGCCUGGUACACUCAGUGUGGAAGAGCCAGGGAGCUCUGGCCUGUGCCACUGAUGAGCACUGAGGGGUGAGGUGUCCUCUGUCCUCCCUGGCUAAGGCCACAGUUGGGCGUUGUCUGGCUCCGUCUUCCCUGUUGGGGGCCGUAGGCUGGUGGAGACAAGUGGGACCUUGUCGUGACUUUUGCAGCAAGGGAAGCUCUAGGACCUCGGAAUUCACCGGGGAUUUGUGUGGGGGUGACCAGAGCUGUAGCAGCUUGGGGAACCUCCCACUAAGUGGGGCUGUACUCAGCCAAGAACAAAGACCAUCUAUAUAUAGUUGGGCCACAGGGGUUACUGCUGGCAGCGGUGAUUGAGGGCCGCUUGUGCAAGCUGAUCCUCUGCCCAGAAGUGGUGACACGUGCUGAAGGCCACUGCCACAUCACUUCCUUCCCCGAAAGCCGGAGAGCGUGUGUGUGUGUGUGUGCGCGCGCGUGCGUGUGCGUGCGUGGUAGAAGAACUAUGACAGAUGUGAGGCUUCUUCCUGUGGUCAGACAUUGUUCCCUUGAAGCUGCCAGGGGAUUCCCAGCCCAAGGAAUAUCCUCAUGUCAGCCUUGUCAUCCAUGAGUCCUGCCUGGGCCUGGCAACACAAGUGGUGAGGUGGGUGGGAAGAGGGUCAGGCCCAGGUAAGUAUGGGUCUGAAAAGGGGUUCCAGGUAGGCCCCAGCUCUGGUCCUAGGAAUUUUGAAGGAAAUGGGAGGGCAAACGUGGUCCUUCCGUGCUGGGUUCCUAGGGAAUAUGGCCCUUCAAGUGCAGUAAGAACCAAGCAGGAUCUUGUCAUCCAUUCUGAAUAAAGCUCCGUGAGCUGGGUUGGAAAGCUGAACAUCCAUCUUGCUUUUCUUCUUCCCACCUCUUUCCCUGCAGUCCCCGUGGGUGCCUGGCCCUUGCUGCCUCUUGCUCUUCCCAUAUGAGAGCCGGGGCCUGGGGGUGGUUGGCCCUGCCCAACAUCCCUGAGCAAGGUGGAAUGCCGGGCUUUCGUCCUGUAGCAGAAGGUGCCCUGCGCCAUCGCUGGGUGACUGUCCUCACCACCUGAGGUCAGUGCCCUGCCACCACCACCCCUCUCGCGGAUCACUCUCAGCUUUGGCUUCUCUUACCCAGCCGUGGCUUCCGAGGUCUGCAUGCCAGUGGGCUCAUCCUCAGAGAGUGGAAUGGCGGCAGGGAGCAUCACUUUUGUCCCCGUACCCCUGCAUCAGGCUCAUGUGAGAACCGAGGCCAGGCUGUCCAAGGCUGUCUCUUCAUACUUCAACAGUCCUGAGUCCCAUGACCUCCCAGCAGCCCGACUCUGGCCUUGGUUACACUCACAGGUAGAGUCCUGCCUCCUCUCCCUCGCAUCCCCACCCCCUUCCCCAAAGGACUGUGUCUCUGAAGUCCUGGGCAGCUUUGCCUCCUGACCUAACUGCUGGAGACACCGGUGUUCCUAGGGAGGAGUUACUCUGCAUCUAACAGCACAGAAGCUCCUGGGGCAGGCGGUGGGGGAGGAACUGAGAAGAUGAAAAUGUCAGCUAGAGCCCUGGAGAAGAGGAGUUGACUUUUAGUCUCCACGUCUAAUUGGGAAUGAGUCGGGUUUUUAUACAUACACACGCACAUGCAUAUGACACGCACACAAAACCCUUGGGAUUGCAGCAGUGUUCGGACACGUCUUCCAAACCUAAUUCCAUCUCCUGGCCUCCCUGGCUCUGUCCCCAGCAUCCCAUCCUCCUGAUCCCAGACACUUGGGUCUGGUCCUUCACAGUUGCUCGAGCCAGUGCUGGGUACGCGCCCUCUUACUCUGGGAAGCACCCUCUCCUCCUCUUAGGUCCAGUGCUCCAGCUUGUGUUCCAAGUGCUCGGCUUGUCUGAGAGGUUCCUGCCCACAAGGCCUGGAGGUGCUCUCAGUGUAGCUCCCAUGGUGUGGCUCACGUGGGGCCAGACGCAGCUGAGCUGAGCUGUGCAGCUCCAAAAACGGGGGGUUCCGGAAAGGAGGGUUUUUCAGGGCUUCCUGUGAACCAGGUAGGGGGAAUCUAGACUUCCUGGUGAACUUAGAUCUGUAGCUCUGGCCAAGGGGCUGGGAGGACAGAAGUGAGAAGGAUUCAUGGGAGUGAUGGGUGGUCGUUGGGUUGCUGGUUGGAGGGAGGUGGGGAGCCUGAGAAAGGCCAGAAUGUGGAUGGGCUGGUGUGACAUGGAGUCUGAAAUGGUCAGAGUGAUCCAGCUUGGGGUCUCCAGUGACUAGGAGAGUUGUCCCUUUGAAUAUGGUGUGGCUGUGAAGGAAGAAGCAGGAGGCCUGUUCACGUAGAAGAGCAAAGGUGGACACCGAAGUCCUGACCGUUGGCUGGGAUGGAAGAAUUCAUGUGUGAGAGACUCUUUCAUUGGUUCAUGCCCUGUGUGCCCCUGGGAGGGUGGGCCUGAGGAAGGUUAAAGACCCCAGGCUGAUACCAUCUGGAAAGCGGGGGGCCUGGGAGUUAGCAAGAAGGUUCCUGGCCAGUUCCUGGCCACUGUGAACUCCGGCUCAGGAAGAGGGGCAGUGUGCAGGAACCUUAAGGACUGGGCUCAGACUGCUGUCAUGUAUGUGUGCCUUCUCUUGGUAGCCAGAGUCCGCUCUAGAUUCCCUGGUUAAAUAAAAGUGAAAGUGAAAUAGAAGGGAGAGUUCAGUGCUUUCGCAGAAGGAUUUCACUAUAUAUCCUGCCCUUCCCAGAACCAGCUCUGGCAGUGGAGAGAACUUUACCUCCCUUUGUGACUAGGUAAGUCCCUGGUCCUCUUUGGGCCUCAGUUUCCAUGCCUGUAAUGAAGGGGUUAGAUUGGACUAGUAACCAGUAUAAUGUUGAUGGUAAUAAGAGCUAGGGUGGGGAUCCCCUGGCUUUGUUUUUAGGGGCUGGAAGAGCUCUAGCCUAUGCCCGAUGCCAGUCCUCCAGGAGUUGUCACAGGUGGACAGGACAGAGUAAAUAGCAGUGCCUGACAGCCCACUGAAAAACUAGAGGUAGGGAGGGGCUGUGGAGUCCACAGGAAGAAGGCCACAUGCAAGCCACUCAGAAGACGUGGGAGAAGCAGUUUUUCACCAUCUCCUCCCCCGCCUCCCCCAGAGAGGAGGAAGUUGUCACAGAUAUAUAGAUCCAGGCGUGCCAGCUCCUGACACACGCAUCACGACCAUGAGACAGAACUGGAUUCCAGGUGGGACCUGGGGCUGUGCACAUGCGGGUGGAGGGGUGGGGGGCAUCCUGAGACCAGAGUGGAGCCAUGUGGCUGGCCCUGAGCCUCACCCCCAGGUGGGCUCCCCUCAGCUGCUGUGCUGUUGCUUUCGGCCUCUGCCCGGAUGCUGUGGCUCUGGCUCCAUUCCAAGGUCUCCCUGUGCUCCAUUCAAAAAGGGCCAAGAGGUGGGGCUUGAGGGGUUCUUCUGCCUCUCCCGUUCCCUGGGCAGAGCCCAAGAAUCUCUGCCAGACUUACAUCCCGGCAGCAACUCCCUCUCUAGCCAACAUCCGAGCUAGGAUGCCGGGCAAUCCCCGGAGGUCAGACAGCUGCUGACCUCUGUGACUGUCCUUUUUUCAGACCCCAGCCCUCUUUGGGCCCUGCUCCUCUGUGCCCACAUCGUCUCCCACCUGGCCAGAGCCACAUCUGUGCCUCAGGCCAC
This is a messenger RNA of Globicephala melas (long-finned pilot whale), 5157 nucleotides long. It is a transcript of the gene RNF121, whose product is annotated as ring finger protein 121. Lineage: Eukaryota; Metazoa; Chordata; Mammalia; Artiodactyla; Delphinidae. Gene Ontology annotation, cellular component: endoplasmic reticulum membrane; Golgi membrane. Gene Ontology annotation, molecular function: ubiquitin protein ligase activity; metal ion binding. The record is from RefSeq and is a predicted model, not a curated record.